GUGUGUGCGUGCGUGUGUGCGUGCGUGAGUGAGAGCGAGAGAGAGAGGAAGAGAGUCUCAUCUGUCUGAAGUCAUUCACUGAAGGAGCAGCGUUAUUUCUCCUGAUGUGAGCAACUGAGACACUGAUCAGACUCUCAGUAAGAGUGUGAUUUGAUCUCCCGGACUGAAGCAGCAUGGUGAAGUUGUUCACUGAAGAGGUUUCUCUCUUGUCGCUCAGUAGGAAGUGAAAACGAUCGUUUGCUUGCUAUGUUUGUAGGUCGAGGGUGUUUUUAUCACCUCCCCUCAUAAAGUUCUUCAUUCUGCCUGGCGGACAUCAAGAAAAAGAAGCGACAUUAUGUUCCAGUGAUGAGCGUUGUUGGCAUGGUCUCAGCCCCUCGAGAAGUUCAUGGGAAAACGUUGCUGAGGGGAAGGACCUGAGGGGAGAGGACAGCAGAGGAGCUUUUCACCAGGAGAGGAUGUGUCUGGAGUUAGGAGAGAUGACAGCUCCAUCCCAAGCUGAAUAAACCUUAAGCUGUUGGAGCUGAGCAGGUGUGAAGGAGGUGCCACAGCUGGAUGUUUCUGAAAGUGCUGGAGGUGAGGAGGCUGAGCUCAGCGGCUGCCAGGCUGCAGCUAUGGUCUUUGAAGCGAGAUUUCCUCCCUCCUCGUCAGUGACAUUGCCGUUUGUCUCACCAUGCUGGAAGACCCCAUCCCAACCUCCUUCUACAUCGUCCUGGAGCUGCUGAUUGCUGUUUUCUCCGUGUUGGGCAAUGUGCUGGUCUGCUGGGCCGUGUGCCUCAACAGUAACCUGCAGAGCAUCACCAACUUCUUUGUGGUGUCCCUGGCGGUGGCUGACAUCGCCGUUGGCGUCCUGGCCAUUCCUUUCUCCAUCGUCAUCAGCACCGGCUUCUGCUCCAACUUCUAUGGCUGCCUGUUCAUUGCCUGCUUCGUGCUGGUUCUCACACAGAGCUCCAUCUUCAGCCUGCUGGCCAUCGCUAUAGACCGCUACAUUGCAAUCAAGAUACCGCUCAGGUACACCAGCUUGGUGACUGGUCAGCGGGCACAAGGCAUCAUCGCCAUCUGCUGGGUUUUAUCCAUCAUCAUCGGUCUGACCCCCAUGAUGGGCUGGCACAAGCUGUCCGAGAGCAUCGAUAGCACCGAGAGCACCAACAGCACGGUCUGCCCGCCCGGCCUGAUGAGGUGCCUGUUUGAGGGGGUGGUGGUCAUGGAGUAUAUGGUCUACUUCAACUUCUUUGCCUGUGUACUGAUUCCCCUGCUGCUGAUGCUAGCCAUCUACCUGUGUAUCUUCAUGGCCGCUCGCCACCAGCUCAAGCUGAUCGAAGUGAAAGCAGUUCAUGGAGAGAAGUCGCGCUCCACGCUGCAGAAAGAGGUCCAGGCUGCCAAGUCUCUGGCCAUCAUUGUUGGGCUGUUUGCAGUGUGCUGGUUACCUUUACACAUCAUCAACUGCUUCACCCUCUUCUGUCCUCUGUGCGCUCGUCCUCCGGCCUGGAUCAUGUACGUGGCCAUUAUUCUUUCCCACGCCAACUCGGUGGUCAACCCCUUCAUCUACGCCUACCGCAUCCGGGAGUUCCGACAAACCUUCCGCAAGAUUAUCCGGCGUCACAUCUUGGGCCAGCAGGAGCUGUUGGAGAGUGGCAGCAGUAAAUGCAGCUCCAUCAGACUCAAGGCAAACAGCCUCAGCUUUGACUUUUUCACUGAACACAGCAGCAGCAGCAGUAGCUGUGAAAGCUCUUAUCGCUGCCCUUCUCACAUCUCUGUAGGGGGCGGUCUGGUGGCAGUGUCCCGCCCCCCUCUGUCAGUCAUCAUCUCCCACUGUCCUAAGAUGGGCUCUUGUCCACUUCAAGCCCUCCGACAGACUCAAAUCCCCAUUGGCCAGUAUGCAGGGCAGCAGCAUGACUGUGCUGGACCAGAAGUCGUGGAGGAUAAGGACAAACAGAACCUCGACUCCGGCCAGGUCACAUCAUUGUUGAUCAAGCAGAACAGAAAGAGCUGCUUCAGUGAGCUGGCAAAGGUGUCCUGACGCAUGUACAUUCACUGACAUUCAGGAGUCUUGCAGUAACAUGUCAACAUCAGCUCAGCGGCAGCUCACAUCGGUUCGGGAUAAAUCCUGAUCCGCAAUGGAAGCGGAAGAACUGUAAAUGGAUAUUGGACAACGGAUGUUACUGAGAUAACUUAAAUGUCCUUGCCACGAGAAACCCUCCAGUAUUUAAACACAGUGCCUUGUUCAUUUAAACCAGGCUAAAAGUAGAAAUGCACCGCUAGAGUCUCAAAGAGGUUGUGCUGCUUCAUGACACCCCACAUGACCAGGAAUGAUUUAAAACGACUUAGUGACUUUAAGGUGCAGGCACUUCACACAUCACAAAUGGCCCUGCAUUAAUUUCAACAAAUAAGAUUACUGAAUGCUUUGUCUUCGCAAAUAGCUUGAAUUCAAUAGAAAUGCACUCUGACCAGGGAAAUUGCGUGACCCACCAAAGCUUAGGCAAUAUGAAGAGAAGGGAUGGUAUGGCAUCUCACUCUCUUAAAACAUUAAGCAUCGAAAAAAAAACAUUGAUUGUGGCCUUUUUUAGGAUGUCUGACUUUGUUUAACUGCAGGUUGAAGUAAUAUACCAUGGUAUUUGAGUAUUUCAUCCAGCCAUUUCUGGUCUGAAUGGGCCUUUGGCUGAAGACAAAGACAUAAUAUCUAAGGGGACAUAUCAUAAAAAACUCUCUUUUUCAGUGCUUGUCCACAUAUAUUUGGGUAUCUGGAGUGCCUACUAACCCACAAACUGUGAAAUAAGACAACCCACUCAGUUUUUUGUGGGCUGCAUAAAUCAACAACAUCACAUUUGGCUCCCCUUCCUAUGUCACAUGCAGGCCAAUUAGAAUAUACCGGCCACAACUUGGGCCUUUCUCAAACCGAACCUUACCCACUCCCACUCCAUGACGGAGUGAACUCUAUUUGUCGUCACACUCACAGCUGAAUGAAGCACCCUUCUUGAAGGUGGAGGGUAUAAAUGCAGUGGCAAGCUUUGGGACAAACUUCUCUCUCUCCGACGGAAACUGAAGCAACGUUUUGUAACCAUGGUUUCGUAUCAAGUGGAGGGGAUGUGCAAAGGUUCACAAUAUUACAAAUCUGCAAUAUACACAGAAACUAAAAAUAAAAAAAUAAAACUUACUCCAGUGCUUCUGCAGUGGAAUUUCUUUUCUUUUUUUGUAAACAUCUUCUCGUUUUUAACAGAUGUUAAAUGAGCUGCUUGGUUUUUGUAACAAUUUUAUAAUCAAAUGAACACGUCUACCGUUUGCUAGACUAGAAAAGGGUAGAUUUCAUCCUAAAUACGAUGUGAACUUAAAUUGUUGAAUAUAUAUUUAGUUUGAGCAGUUUACAUUUGUAUGGAGCGUGUUCCGUGACGAACACAAAACGCCAUUGCACAUAACCAGAAAAUUGGCAUUAAAGCAUGUAAACAUGUUCUAGAAACCCCAAAUACAGGAAAUGAGUAUGAUAUGUCCCCUUUAAAUUAUUGGUACAUUUUUAAAAAAAAGUUUCUUCAGGGAUGUUGAUAUAAUGGAUUUCACAUAAAACUACUACCAUGGAUCAUGGGCAGAGGGUUAUUUGCAGCAUUGCACCAUCAUGUGCACCACUUUUAGAUGCAGUGCAUCCUGAGGACCUGCAUGGCCACAGACAGCAUCACCAACCUGCUUCACUAGUUCACGCUCAUUUGCAGAAAGUUAAACAUUUUUCACAUUCUGCCUAUUAUCCAUUCUCUCACAUUGUAAUUCAACUUCAUGGCAUAGAUUUAUGUGCGUUCCAACAUAAAAUGAAUGGGUUCUAAUUGGACUAAAAAACAAGAACAGUACUUUUACUAGCGACAGAUUGGUUCAUGUUUCUGUCAAUAGCAAUGUAAUGUUUCACAUGUUUGAAAGCGAAGGCCCUAAAGUCUGUAACACAAUGCUGAAAUGUACUCUUGUAUUUUUGUUUGACUGGACUAAUUUAAGUUAUAUUCAUGUAAAUGUUGACUUCUGAGAUAGUGUGGUGAAUGAUGGGAAAUACUUAUAAGAGGAUUGUGAAUGAUUCUAUUUCAGACUUAAAUCAAACUCAUGGAAGAAGUUGUGUUUAUUAUUUUUCAUGAUGAAUGUUGCCUUCUGUGUUAUCACAAGCAGGUCAAUUCUUUAAAUAAAUCCCUUUACAUGUUCAA
Sebastes umbrosus (honeycomb rockfish) is the source of this 4169-nucleotide messenger RNA. RefSeq names its product adenosine receptor A2a-like. Lineage: Eukaryota; Metazoa; Chordata; Actinopteri; Perciformes; Sebastidae. Gene Ontology annotation, cellular component: membrane. Gene Ontology annotation, molecular function: G protein-coupled adenosine receptor activity. Bases 671 to 2017 code for a protein of 448 amino acids. Gene Ontology annotation, biological process: adenylate cyclase-activating G protein-coupled receptor signaling pathway; G protein-coupled adenosine receptor signaling pathway. The record is from RefSeq and is a predicted model, not a curated record. The transcript is spliced from 3 exons.